CUGGAACCAGAACUGAAGACCAUCGAACCCCAGACCUCCAUCGAGAUCCAGGGUCUGGAGGCGGCCACUGUCUACGAGGUGUCCGGCCGCUGCCGAGUGGAGACAGAAGAGGAUUUGUGGGGCGAGUGGAGUCCUCCUCUGUCCUUCCAGACGCCGCCUUCCGCUCCAAAAGAUGUGUGGGUGUCAGGGAACCUCUGUGGGACGCCAGGUGGACAGGAGCCCCUGCUGCUUUGGAAGACCCUGGGGCGCUGUGUGCAGGUGAGUUACACAGCAUGGUUCCAGGUGGAAGGGCAGGAAGUGAGGCUUGCAGAGGACUCCUGCUGCAGCUGUCCUGUGCCCGCCCGGGCGGAGUGGGCCAGGGUGUCUGCAGUCAAUGCCACGAGCUGGGAGCCGUUCACUCACCUCUCCCUGGUCUGCUUGGAUCCAGCCUCUGGCCCCCACAACGUGUCAGUUGGCAGCAUGACGGAGGGCACAGGGCUGCUGGUGACCUGGCAGCCGGGGCCCGGGGAGCCACGGGAGCAUGUGGUGGACUGGGCUCAAGAUGGGGACCCCCUAGAGGAACUCAACUGGACCCGGCUUCCCCCUGGGAACCUCAGGGCUCUGUUACCAGCAGACCUUGACUCACCGGCUUCUUCACCAGAACCCCUGGAGGGGCCGGUGCUUUGGCGACUCCCAGAUGACCCCCCAGGGACCCCUGCCGUGGCGUGGGAGGAGGUACCAAGGCGCCAGCUCCGGGGCCACCUCACCCACUACACCUUGUGUGCUCGGAGCGGGACCAGGACCCCUGUCUGCAUGAACGUGAGUGGCAGCACCCGGAAUGUCACCCUGCCUGACCUUCACUGGGGUCCCUGUGAGCUGUGGGUGAUGGCGUCCACCAUCGUAGGACGGGGCCCACCCGGUCCCAGCCUCCGGCUGCACCUUCCAGAUAACACCCUGCGGUGGAAAGUUCUGCCUGGUAUCCUCUUCCUGUGGGGCUUGCUCCUGAUGUGCUGCGGCCUGAGCCUGGCCACCUCCAGAAGGUGCCUUCACCUGUGGCACAAGGUGUUGCCCCGCUGGGUCUGGGAGAAGGUUCCGAAUCCCGCCAACAGCAAGUCCAGCCAGCCCCACAUGGAGGAGGUGCCACAGGCCCAGCCCCUCGGGGACCUGCCCAUCCUGGAAGUGGAGGAGAUAGAACCGCCGCCAGCCGCAGCCCCCCCGGCCUCCACCCCCCUGGACUCUGGGUAUGAGAAACACUUUCUGCCCACCCCUGAGGAGCUGGGCCUCCUGGGCCCCCCCCGGCCCCAGGUUCUGGCCUGA
Carlito syrichta (Philippine tarsier) is the source of this 1296-nucleotide messenger RNA. RefSeq names its product interleukin 27 receptor subunit alpha (gene IL27RA). Gene Ontology annotation, molecular function: protein binding. The record is from RefSeq and is a predicted model, not a curated record. Lineage: Eukaryota; Metazoa; Chordata; Mammalia; Primates; Tarsiidae.